Molecule: messenger RNA, 468 nt
Organism: Thermothelomyces thermophilus ATCC 42464
Lineage: Eukaryota; Fungi; Ascomycota; Sordariomycetes; Sordariales; Chaetomiaceae
Exons: 1
Coding region: 1-468 (155 amino acids)
Source: RefSeq, a predicted model, not a curated record
AUGGCCGUAUGUGGCGUCUGGAAGCGCCCUGUUGCGAGAAUGCGACGGGCAAUCAUGACGGCCAGCAAGAUGUCAGCCCAGACAUUGUGUUUCAGGGGGUGUGUGUGGGCUGGCGGCAAUUUAGCCGCCGAACUGCCGAGCCGCUCAGCAACGCCGCAGCUGUGCCAGCGGGAGCCCCAGAAUAAGGGCCCUCAGGGAAGGCGACCCGGGCGUGCGACUGCCAGGCCUCGUUCGGCUACUGUUCCGAGCUGCGACGCUGUGCGGUCCCCUGCAGCGGCCGCGGCACACGCACGGCGAAAAAAAGCCGUCCCUGUGCGGGUCGGGUCGAAGCCCGACCUGGCACAGCUGCCCGCGAUUGGUGGUUCCGCCCCCGGCAGCCCAUUUGCGGCGACCGGGAUGCGGGGCACCUGUCUUGGACCGGACGCCAGGACCGGCUCCGAGACGGGUUUACUUCAAGUCCACCCAUAG